AAAAAAAAAAAAAAAAAAGAGAGAGGGAGGGGGGAGAGUGAAUUGGGACCGUCGGAUUGAAUCGUUAUCGUAUCAAAGGAGGAAGUUCCGGCUCCGGCUCCGGCUCCGGCUCCGGCUCCGGCUCCAUCCACCGGCGUCUCUGCCCUGUGAUUCAACGCGCCGUCGUAUUUUGGUUCCUCUUCGCUUUGCGUAGCCGCAUCUUUCUGAUCCCGUUCUUAUGCUGUCUCCGAUUUCCGAAGAUCGGUGCAGUUCAGUAAUCGGGGAACUUUUAUAGGAGUACUCUGAUUGUGGGCGUCCGAAUUUUCCUGAAAGAUGAAUAAGCUUUUGGAAUUUGGGAGAAAAGCAAUUUUCUAUGUCAGAGUCCUCUCUGGGUAUGAACAGAGGAGAAUCCGCAAUUAUAGGUUGCAGCUCGAGAAGCGUAUUCAGCAGGCACAGCAGAAGAAAGCUGAGAUAAACAGACUACCAGAGCGGCUUAUAUUAUCUGAGGUCCGACGAAUGGUUGAGGAGAUGCAGAAUUUGAAUAAACAGCUCGAAGAAACGGAGGCUAAAAUUGAAGAGUACUUCAAACCAAUAGAUAAGCAAGCAGAGUCGAUAAUGGAGAUUCAGCUGCAAGGAGAGAAGAAAACCAUGGAGCAAAUGAUGUCAGCCACACAGGAUCAUACCUUUAAAAAGAUAGAAGAAGCGGAGAAACAUGCCAUGGCACGAAUUAACGCAAAGGCGGGUGAGAAGAAGCCAUAUUCAGAAACCUCAGCCAGCAAGCAGGCUCAAAGCAAGGUAAAGACAGAUUCUUCUUUGGGUUGACACAGCUGAGCAGUUUCAGAAUCUCCUCCCCCUAGUGGUUUUCUCUUGAAAUUACAAUGAUUGUUAAGUUGAUUAAGAUUAAAAUUGCAGCCUUUCGUCAGUUGUUUUUUUUUUUUGUAAAUAAAAUGGAAGAAAAUUUUGAAGGAUGGCGUAGAAACAUGUCAUGAUUGAGGUUGUUGGCUCCGCCAUGUAUUUGCUAGGUCUUGUGUACACGAACCUAUUACCGGUUUUCCUGCAGAUUGAAUUCAAAACGCUUCUCGUU
This is a messenger RNA of Tarenaya hassleriana, 1063 nucleotides long. RefSeq lists its product as uncharacterized. The transcript is spliced from 4 exons. The record is from RefSeq and is a predicted model, not a curated record. The coding region runs from base 313 to 801 and encodes 162 amino acids. NCBI's taxonomy places the organism in Eukaryota, Viridiplantae, Streptophyta, Magnoliopsida, Brassicales, Cleomaceae.